AUGCACCCGAGUCGCAGCGCGCCAGAGCCCAGGAAGGGCAGCCCGAAGGAGCAGGAGGAGGCCUCCUUCGGGGACGAGGAGGUGGAGGAGGAGGAAGAGGAGGAGGAGGACGACGACGACGACGAGGAGGAGGCGGCAAGCCAGCUGCUCCCGGAGUUGCUGGAAGAUGAAGACCUCUGGAAGGUCAUGGACGCUAGCUUUUCCGAAGACCUGGGGGGGUUUCGUCCCCGCCUGACUAGCGUGGCCACCCCCAGCCUGAGCACCACACUCCCGCCCAGCCAGCCUUCCAGCCCCACGUGGAGCGAGGAGGUCGAGGAGGAGGAGCAGGGGGAGCCGGAGAAGGAGGAGAAGGAGGAGAAGGAGGAGAAGGAGGAGAAGGAGGAGAAGGAGAAGGAGAAGGAGAAGGAGAAGGAGAAGGAGAAGGAGAAGGAGAAGGAGAAGGAGAAGGAGGAGGAGAAGGAGGAGGAGGAGGAGGAGCUGCAGCCCAGCGGGCGCACCUCUGCUUCCAGCAGCGCCUCGUCCCAAAGAUCUUAUCCUAAAAUAUUUCAAACGUUUAAGAAAGACCUGUCUGAAGUGACUGUGGAUAGAAAUAUGUACACAAGCUUGGAUCAGACAGUUCAGAUAUCAGUACAAACAGAAGAAAGUUGGCUUCAACAAAUUUUUGCUCUGAGGGAGCUAAAAAAACAACUAUCCUUUGAAACAAAGGAGGCACUACCAGAAACUCCGGCUUCUAAGUUAAGAGGAAAGUGGGUGAUCAACCCUGAAGAGCCCAAACUGAGUAUUUUAUGUGAGAUGGAGUUUAACGAAGAAUUUGUAAAAUUUUUUGAAUCUCCUCUAAGAACGUUAUCCAGCAUCGGUCCACCGACCAUUCUGUCAUAUAGAAAAGAUCUUUUUUAUCCGCACGUCAGCCAAAAGAAGGAGGAAGAAGAGCUAACCCUCAAGUGUGAAUUUUGUGGGAGUGAUCUGCAACCUUUCCUUUCUGAAGUGGACAUUGGCUCUGACAGCGCUCACCCCGAACACAAAAAGGGCGCCUGUUGUUGUAUUCAGUUACAAAAUCUUCUUGAUUAUAUCAAUGAGGAAAGGCUACACAUCAGACGCACUAAAACGGACUUAAUCAGCAUCGAUCCUCAUGCAGCCCACGGCAGUGACGUCGAUAGACUCAAGGCAAAGGAAAAAGCCAUGCAGAGGAAACAAGAGCGUCAAAUGGCCAGACAUUUUGCAAUAGUACCAAAUGAACAGAGCAUCCCAGUGCCUGAGGAAGACCCAAAGCACCUGAGGACAAUUUCUUACCAGCUCUCUGCAGAUAUACCAGAGAAAAAGAUAGAGGAAGACACCGAUGAAACUGAGAUUGAGAUUACCAAUGUCUCCAUCAUUUGCUGUGAUUCCAGGAAAGCAUGUGGAAAGGACAUGAAGGAUGAGCUCUUGGAGAAGCACUACAAGCACGGAGGCAAGUUUCUCACCUCCUUUCCAGAUGGGACAACACAAAUAUUCUAUCCAUCUGGAAAUCUAGCCAUUAUCCAGGUGCCCAACAAGACAGAUGGCUUCACCUGCAUUGUCCAGGAAGACACGCCCACCAGCCCUGCUAUUCUGGCAGUGCUGGACUCCUCUGGGAGAGGCUCCUGCUAUCAUCCUAAUGGAAAUGUCUGGGUAUACAUCAACAUCUUGGGAGGCCAAUACUCGGAUCAGGCCGGCAACAGAAUUCGAACUUGGAACUGGUCAAGCUCCAUGCCUCCCUCGUCCUUUGUCUCAUUUAAGCCAGUCUUUCUGGCUUUGAACCAUUACAUUGGAAUCCGCAUCCUAGAACAAGACAAGGUCUCCAUUAAUUUUCUAGCAAUGGGCCAACAGGCAAGAAUCAGUGUUGGGACUAAAGUAACGCUCCACGACCCAGAGGAGCUCCCAGCUCUGCGGUUCCUGAGCGAAGACGACCUGCUGCUGCUGGCCAGCUUAAUAAAGAUCCGGCGACUGUUCCACAGGCUGAAAGGGUGCGUGAAUUUCCCCUCAAGUCAGGCUUGGGAAAAAUUAAAGCAACCUUCCUACCUUUCUUCACUGUCUCUAAAACUACUUGCCCUCUGCCAUAACUCCGGCAUAAAGGAAAAUAUAAUGGCAACAAUUACAAAGCUAAUAAAAGAAAAAUUGUAAAGAA
Molecule: messenger RNA, 2143 nt
Organism: Mesocricetus auratus (golden hamster)
Lineage: Eukaryota; Metazoa; Chordata; Mammalia; Rodentia; Cricetidae
Gene: Erich6
Product: glutamate rich 6
Exons: 14
Coding region: 1-2139 (712 amino acids)
Source: RefSeq, a predicted model, not a curated record